AAGACCCCAUCGGCGUUUAAAGCCUCUUUCCUGGUUGGUCUGAGUUGAGCGUCCCGCGCAUUCUGCGGCUAUUAAAGCAGGACUUUGAGCGCCGAGGGCUACACUUCCUUCGAGGCAGCACUCCAGAAAGAGGAAUCAAGAUGAGCGGCAGAGGCAAGACCGGUGGCAAAGCGAGAGCGAAGGCUAAGACUCGUUCCUCUCGUGCCGGACUGCAGUUCCCGGUAGGCCGUGUCCACAGGCUGCUGCGUAAAGGCAACUACGCCCAGCGUGUCGGUGCUGGUGCCCCCGUGUACUUGGCGGCCGUGCUCGAGUACUUGACCGCUGAGAUCCUGGAAUUGGCUGGAAACGCAGCCCGCGACAACAAGAAGACCAGAAUCAUCCCUCGCCACUUGCAGCUGGCGGUCCGCAACGACGAGGAGCUCAACAAACUCCUGGGCGGAGUGACCAUCGCUCAGGGCGGCGUGUUGCCAAACAUCCAGGCCGUGCUUCUGCCUAAGAAGACCGAGAAGGCAGCCAAAUCCAAAUAAGUCGACUACUAGACCACCAUUUGCCCCAAAACGGCUCUUUUAAGAGCCACGCACUUUCCCGUUAGAGCAUUUAAUUCCCAGAAUUGUCCAUAUUAGUAGAUUGAAUAAUGACAUUUUCACAGCAAUUUGUGUAAUUAAUAAACAUGCCCAAAUGCACGCCACCGUUCGGGCAAGUUAAUAAAGGCACAUGCUAGCAA
Molecule: messenger RNA, 724 nt
Organism: Syngnathoides biaculeatus (alligator pipefish)
Lineage: Eukaryota; Metazoa; Chordata; Actinopteri; Syngnathiformes; Syngnathidae
Product: histone H2A
Exons: 1
Coding region: 141-527 (128 amino acids)
Cellular component (GO): nucleosome
Molecular function (GO): DNA binding; protein heterodimerization activity; structural constituent of chromatin
Source: RefSeq, a predicted model, not a curated record